Messenger RNA from Dentiscutata heterogama, 300 nucleotides. Lineage: Eukaryota; Fungi; Glomeromycota; Glomeromycetes; Diversisporales; Gigasporaceae. The record is from the annotation of a GenBank genome assembly.
GAUUCCUCUAUAAAAUCUCCCGGCUACGAUUGUUUUCUGAACAUCGAAAGGUUCAAAUAUUCAACCAAUGUUGCCGAUGGACUCGAAAGUCUUAGUAUAAAGGAUCUUUACGAAGAUAAAGACCUUAAGGGCGCGUUAAGGAGACGAUAUAAAAAACUUUAUUCGUUUUCUCAUCCUGGGUGGGGGGUACUUAUUGAAAUUUUAUGGCGUCGUGUUCCGCCCGAGCAGAGAAAGAUACUUGAUGCACUACCAGGCUGGGAAAAUGACACAAGAAUAUCAGGGCCAGGACAGGGGCGAUGA